GCUAUUGUCGACUAAACACGAAAGAACUGUUUUGCACACAUGACAGCUGACUUGAGCUAGCGCAAGCUAGCAGUUUCGACGUGGUCGCACAGCUGUUUGACCAAUGCGAAAAUUAUGCUACGUGGUGCUUGAAGAGUAGCGCGAGUCGACUGAACCAAAUAAACACCGAAACCUUCAGACUCGGAAGCAUGGGUGAAGAGGGGUUGUUGGAGCUGGACUGCACCGUGCAGAAGUAUCACUGGGGCAAGAGGGGACCAUCCAGCUUAGUGGCGCAACUGGCAUUGGAGGGGCGCCACCUGGCAUCCAUCGAGGAAUCCACUACAUAUGCUGAGCUGUGGAUGGGAACACACCCCUCAUGUCCAAGCAAGAUUCGAGGCACGGAUAAGACGCUGGCUUCAUACAUCACAGAGCAUCCCGAAUGCCUUGGCGGCAGUGUUCGGGCUAUCUUUGGUGCACAGUUGCCGUUCCUCUUCAAAGUACUCUCAGUAGGUGCACCCCUGUCUAUACAAGCACAUCCAACCAAGGUGCUGGCCAAGAAGCUGCAUGAGGCGCAUCCCAACCUGUACCCAGACACAAACCACAAGCCUGAGAUUGCCAUUGCCCUGACGGAGUUCGAGGCCUUCUGCAACUUCCGCCCUCUGCAAGAAAUUGCGCACCUCCUGAAAGCACUGCCGGAGCUGCGUGAGGUGCUUGGGUCACUGGCGGAGCAGCCGUUAGCAUCCAAGGCCGAGCUGCACGCCUGGUUCAAAGCUGUCAUCACUGCACCGGCGGAAGUCUUCCUUCCUCAACUGCAGAAACUGGCCAACAGGUUCAGGAAAAACGAGGAGACAGCGGGAGUCCCUCACGAGCUUUCCUCUGUGUUCCUGCGGGUACACGCCAGUUACCCAGACGACAUUGGCUGCUUCGUCAUCUUCUUCCUCAACUAUGUGAAGCUGCGGCCUGGAGAGGCCCUCUUUUUAGCUGCGAAUGAGCCGCAUGCCUAUAUCUUUGGUGAUUGCGUGGAGUGCAUGGCAUGCUCAGACAACGUAGUGCGAGCAGGGCUGACACCCAAGCACAAGGAUGUGGAGACCCUGUGUUCUAUGCUGAGCUACAACUCGGUGCCCCUGAGUCAAGUGCGCUUUCCUGCUGUAUCGACGAAUCUUGAAACCUGCUGCUUCUCGCCUCCAAUCACUGAUUUUGCUGUCAACAUGAUCAAGAUUUUGCCCAACACCACCUUCCUUCUAAAGGGCAUCGGCUCUGCAAGCAUCCUAUUGGUGAUUAAUGGCGAGGGCAAGAUAGGAAGUGUCAAGCUGCAAAAGGGCAGCAUCCUCUUCCUGGCAGCAGAAAAGGCCCGCACCAUUGUCUCUACCAGUGGCAUGUGCAUGUACCAGGCAUUCUGCCCUGUCUGAACUAUAGGGGUGCAUCGUGCUAUAAUGGGCUGCCUCGCGUUGCUUUCUUUGGCCUUGAAAGCAGUCUCGAAAACUGCUGGCAGUCUUCUUUUAAGAAAAUUACUUAGAAGGACCUUAAAGCAAUGGUCUGAAAUACAUAGUCAACAAUGUGUGAACAUGUGUGUCUUCCUGCCUAAGGCCAGAGCCAUAAUGUGUCAGCUACACCACUGCUGUGAUGUUGCGGCCAGCUUGCCAGAUUUUCCAUCUUAAUGACUGUCCCACUCUGCCAAUGUGCUGCAUUGUAUGUGGGCUUAAAUUUGUGGCAUACAGGGGAUCUUUGUUAAUACCGUAUUUUUGCGCGUGUAACUCGCAACAAAAACGCCCCCACAAAAAAAGUUUGACAGUAAGGUCGGGGUGCGGGUUAUAUGCGAAUUUCGCCAUUGUGGCUUCACGGUAUUGCAACGCGCGCUGCCGUCAAGCCACAUCUUAAGGCCAGGUUCUCCGCCAUUUAGUUUCAUUAUCUCCUAGGGAACCCCACCCUCUCCCCAUCCCUGCGUGUUGAAGUUCCCUCUCCCCUUCAUUGUCGCCCAUUCUACUUUUUUUUACGAGAUCGUGCCAUUUUGCGUUUAGUAGUUAGCGAUUAGUGCACGUGGCGCCGGCUAACUAGAACUCGGAUCAUGAUGAGCUGCGUUCUACGGCCGUCCUAGCACAGCAGAAGCUGAUGAUAAGGCUUUCACACGAUGGAUCAAAUCGCGAUUUGGGCUUGCGGAUUGCAAAUCACAAGAUCAUACCAACGUCACCCAUGCCCACGGUGCUCCCUCUGUCCGCGCAAAGCACUUCGUGAUACGGCUCGGUUGCGUUUGCUCCGUUGCCCCUGUGUGGGCUGCCCCGUCUGCACUGUAAUACUUCGUCGCGCAAAUGCUAGCUGCGAAGUGAUCCGAUUCACGUCACAUGUCACGUAACUAAUUCGUCCGUGAUCACGUCCGUUGUGUGAAUCCUGACUCAAUCCAGCUUUAUCAGCAUCGCCGAAGAUGGGGGGGCGGGGGGGGGGGAAAGAGCCGCUGGCCGAAGAUACGACAUGGACGAGUCGUGUAUCUGCGAACGGAGACUUUUUGCAAGGAUUUUAUUUUUGUGUGCAGUUAUUUCUGCAUGUUAUACGCGCGGAUUUUUCUUUUUCUUUCAGAACUGUUGUAAUUGGGGGUGCGGGUUAUACAUGAAAAAAUACGGUAAGUUCUUCGUUCAGACCAAUUCCAAGUUUUAUGCUUACAAUGAAAAACGCUGAAAAACUCAAUUCCAAAGCUUGCCAUUUAUUUUCAUAUCAAAAAUGUUCUGCCACAUUCAGUAACUAUACAAUAACUACUACAACAGCCAAUCAGUCCUAUCUUCACUUACCUGUUUCACAGCAUGUGUGGCGUAGUGACAUUGGAAGUGUACUGCACACUUUUCAUAGGCAAUAACCCAAACGCACCAACGUUCCCAAUUGCAGGGAACGUUUCUGUCUGACAGAAUUGUAUUCUGGCAUCGCCCACCAGCUUGAUUUUGUUUCAGUUUCCUGUUGCGGUCUUAAAACACUAUGCAAUAGAAAAACAGCAACCUGCGUCUCAGGUUGCUCAGGUCCCACCAGUUCGAGGCGUGUCGGCAUCUCUUGCCGCGACAAUUCUCAUCGUGUGGGUGCAUCAACACUUCCUGCCAAAAUUUCUCGCCUGAAGAAGCUGCUCAACUAGGUCAAAUUCGAGAGGUGCCAAUGUAAGCUUACCGAAGCCACAAAAAUGACAAUGUACGUCUCUCGCUGCUUGGACCCUCCCUCUACAAGCUCUGCACACGUCGGUGUCUCGUGCUGCAAUGAAUUGGGAUUAUGUAUAUGUCUAAGUCUUGGCAUUAUGUAGAUGUCAACAAUAGUCGAGUCUACCAAAUUGUUUAGUGCCGGAUCGUACGUCUUCCCAGUUGGUACGUUUCUUCUUGUGUUAGUAUUUCCAAAAUCGUGUGAAUGAGGUGCUACUGUACUUAUUCUCCUGCUGAACUUUGCAUCAAAAGAACAUAGCCAGAAAUGUCCUUCAAGAGCAGAGCAACUAAUACUGAAUGCAAUACUAUAAGUGGAGUGCUGGCCACUGUUUACACUGACUGCAUCUGCAUCUGUUUCAUAGGGGCUGCACUUUGUACCACGAAGGGCCCCUGGAAACCAUUGCAGUCACCAACAUUCCACAACAUAAGACAAAAGUUUGUGUGUGAUAAAAUGGAAAAUGAUUUGUGUUAUGUAAAGAGACAGGAACAGGGCGGUAUGGAGUGGAGAGAAAGCACUGUGCCGAUAGUGUAUAGUUGAGAUUAAGAGAAAAAGUGGAGUUAGGCAGGUCACGUAAUGCACAAAGCAGAUAAUCGGUGGUCUAUUAGAGUAACAGAAUCGGGGGGGGGGGGGGGGGGGGCACGAGGGAAGGGAGGAAGUGAAAUGCAGUUGAGGACAGCACAGAAACCAAGGAUGUUGCAGGCAUGAAUAGAGUCAGCUUUCAUAAGACAGGGGUAAUCGGAGAGGCAGAGCUGUUUAACAUCCUUUAAUGGCAAAGUUGCUGGUGGGAAGUGAGAAUUUGUGCAACUCCUAAGUGUAAACAAUGUGUCAUUACGUAGUCCAAAGACCAAAGGGGCAAUGGGGACACCAAAGCUGGAGUCCAGACUGGUCCAUGGGUUCCGGGCUCGCCGAGGCCUCUGCGUGCCGGGGGUGCGUAUGUGAAUGCCCUCCAGCACACCUUGGCCUCGGCAGCCCCGACCUGUGGACUUUGCUUAUACCACAUAAGGCUGUGACAAGCUAUUGUUCUUUUUUUCGGUGAAAUAGUACCGUUACACAGCUACCUGUACAUCUUGUGAAUGUCUUUGUUGGUUAACCAACGGCAUAGGUUUCUUUUGCUUCUUUUUAAUACUGCACGUGUGAAAUUUGAAGUUCUUACAUUCAACAAUAUCAAUACUAGAGCGUAAUAAUGUAGUGAUAAUUAACGUACACAUAGAGCACAUUUUAUGGCGACAAUUUAGGAAGAACUAUAGAAUGGAGUGUUGUCCUGCUGAUUACCUUUUGUAAUAUUUAGGAAUGUUAAUACCUACUAUGUACUCAACUAUUUUUCUUGUACUUCAUCAUUUUCCAUUUGACUUUAAUAAUACACGCCCUCCGCCAGAGAGCCACUCCCAAGGCCUCCAUGCAGCAUUCUAGUGGGGAAGUUUUGUUUAGAUAUGCAAUGUUUGUAUUGCACCAUUACUUAGUACCCUUGCUCAGGUUGUAACAAAGAGCAUAGUCAUGCUAAUGUUCUUCAAGUGCCCAAAGAUAAAUGUUUUUGAAGUUACGACUUGUGUGACUAUAGUGAUAGUAAAAGCGUGCAAGUUUAGUUUAAUUUAAUUGUGCAAACAAUUUCUGUGACAUGGACUGUAAAAUACAAGUUUCAUCUGACUUAACACAGUGGAACGAAGCUGUUUCGAAUUGUUGCAAUAAAAUUGUAAAGCGCUUAUACAGUCGUGCAUGUCCUACUGUUCAAUUGUGCUUGCUCCUGUGCUUUUUUAUGAUUUGGAGAGUGCAAUAAAAUGAGUUUUUUAAGGCAAA
Messenger RNA from Dermacentor silvarum, 4944 nucleotides. RefSeq names its product mannose-6-phosphate isomerase (gene Mpi). The record is from RefSeq and is a predicted model, not a curated record. Bases 189 to 1388 code for a protein of 399 amino acids. Gene Ontology annotation, cellular component: cytosol. The transcript is spliced from 8 exons. Gene Ontology annotation, biological process: carbohydrate metabolic process; GDP-mannose biosynthetic process. NCBI's taxonomy places the organism in Eukaryota, Metazoa, Arthropoda, Arachnida, Ixodida, Ixodidae. Gene Ontology annotation, molecular function: zinc ion binding; mannose-6-phosphate isomerase activity.